Microdochium trichocladiopsis is the source of this 904-nucleotide messenger RNA. Its product is annotated as ADP-ribosylation factor 1. Gene Ontology annotation, biological process: vesicle-mediated transport; intracellular protein transport. The transcript has 4 exons. Gene Ontology annotation, molecular function: GTP binding; GTPase activity. Gene Ontology annotation, cellular component: plasma membrane; cytoplasm. The coding region runs from base 185 to 736 and encodes 183 amino acids. The record is from RefSeq and is a predicted model, not a curated record. NCBI's taxonomy places the organism in Eukaryota, Fungi, Ascomycota, Sordariomycetes, Xylariales, Microdochiaceae.
UGGAUUGGACGCAUCGGACAGCCACCAACCUCCCCUUCGCUUAUCACGGACCCCUGGCGCGACACUCUCCAAGAGUUUCUUCCCCUGAUCCAGCGCUGACCGACUCGACGCUUUCCAGAUUUCAAGUCUCAACCGAGCACCCUUAAUACCCACCUCCCGUGUCUUUCGAUAGCAGGUCGCCAAAAUGGGUCUCACAUUUUCCAAGAUUUUCGACAAGCUCUGGGGCAAGAAGGAGAUGAGAAUCCUGAUGGUCGGUUUGGACGCUGCCGGAAAGACCACCAUUCUCUACAAGCUCAAGCUUGGUGAGAUCGUCACCACCAUCCCCACCAUCGGCUUCAACGUCGAGACCGUCGAGUACAAGAACAUCCAGUUCACCGUGUGGGAUGUCGGUGGUCAGGACAAGAUCCGUCCUCUGUGGCGCCACUACUUCCAGAACACCCAGGGCAUCAUCUUCGUUGUUGACAGCAACGAUCGCGACCGUAUCGUCGAGGCCCGCGAAGAGCUGCAGCGCAUGCUCAACGAGGAUGAGCUCCGGGAUGCCAUCCUCCUCGUCUUUGCCAACAAGCAGGAUCUGCCUAACGCCAUGAACGCUGCCGAGAUCACUGACAAGCUUGGUCUCCACGGCCUGAGACAGCGUGCCUGGUACAUCCAAUCCACUUGCGCCACCUCCGGUGACGGUCUGUACGAGGGUCUCGAGUGGCUCGCUACCACUCUCCGCAAGGCCGGCCACCAGUAAAGGACCAGACGCGCUGCUUCAUCUACCACGGCUCGGCUUCACAUCGUUUCUUCGGCAGUUCGCAUGGGCCGAUUGUAUUUCGCUUGUCAUUUUCCGGAGCAAUCGAUAUAGUCCAUAAACAACGCAUUUUUCUACUCCUACCCAUCGGCUGCCCUCCCGCUUUGCGCC